Bursaphelenchus okinawaensis is the source of this 1777-nucleotide messenger RNA. NCBI's taxonomy places the organism in Eukaryota, Metazoa, Nematoda, Chromadorea, Rhabditida, Aphelenchoididae. The record is from the annotation of a GenBank genome assembly.
AUGGCUCAAGCAAAGCUAAAUUUGAAUCAGAAGCGGAUUUGUGGAAGGAUUCGUUAUUUGAAAAGUAAGAUAACCUAAUAUUUUUGUUGUAAAACUCUUGGCUGUCAGAAUAUUGUACAAAAACUUUGUAUUGUGUUCGUUAAAACACAAAAUUUGGUAUUUUAUUGUUUUACAAGCCAAUAUUUGAAGGGUUUCAAAGUUUUUUUGUUUUUUUGAAGCAUGAUGGAUAAUAUAAUUUUUCACUGAAUGAUUUUUUCAGGUCGCAUGUUAGAAGUUCUAGAGCACCAGGACGACACGAUAGUCUUUAAUAACCCACAGUUUUGCGAUUUCAAAGUAAAAUGCGGCUCGGAUACCUUUUUUGUAAGUUUAUUUGUUUGGUUUUUAUUGUUUUAGGUAUGUAUGGCAUAUUAUGUAGUAUAGGGUUUGGUAUGGUAUGAUAUAGUAUGGUAUAGAAGAUAGUGUAGGCAGGGCCGGGCGCGAGGGGGGGGUACCUCCUCCCCCCAGAAAAGAAUUUUUGAAAAAAAUUGAACGUGGUCCCCCUCUGUGGAUUUUCGGAAAAAAAAUUUAGCAAAAAAUCGGCACAGGUGCUUACCUGUGUCGAUUUUUUGGACCCCCGCCCCAGACCAAACGUCCCCGCCCGGCCCUGAGUGUAGGGUAUAGUAAUAUAGGGUAUGGUAGUACAGGAUACGGUAGGGUACUGUACGGUAGGUAGUGUAAAACAUGGUAUGGUAGGUAAGAUAGAGGAUGGUAGAGAAAAUAUGAUAUGGUAUGGUAUAGCAUAGUAUGUAGGAUAGACUAUGUUAUGUCAAGUAGGAUGAAUACGAUAUAGUAGCUAGCAUAGUUUAUGGUAUGAUGGGGUCGAGUUAAAAUGGUCAGUUGUGAGGUCGGGUGAGGCUAAAAGGGUCAGGUGUGAGGUGGGGUAGAGUUAGAAAGGUCAGAGGAAAGGUUGGGUAAGGCUAAAAAGGUCAGGAGUGAGGUUGGAUAGGGCCAAAAGGGACAGGGGUAGGCUUGGGUAGGGCAAGAAAGGUCAGGGGCGGAGUCAGGUAGGGGUAAAAGGGUCAGGGGUGAGGUUGGGUAGGGCCAAAAAGGUCAGGGGCUGGGUCAGGUAGGGGUAAAAAGGUCAGGGGUAGGAUUGGGUAAGGCUAAAAAGGUCAGGAGUGAGGUUGGAUAGGGCCAAAAGGGACAGGGGUAGGCUUGGGUAGGGCAAGAAAGGUCAGGGGCGGAGUCAGGUAGGGGUAAAAGGGUCAGGGGUGAGGUUGGGUAGGGCCAAAAAGGUCAGGGGCUGGGUCAGGUAGGGGUAAAAAGGUCAGGGGUAGGAUUGGGUAAGGCUAAUUGUGUCAGUGGUGAGGUCGGGUAUGGCUAAAAGGGUCAGGGAUGAAUUGGGAGGGUAGGGUAACAUUUUUUGUCAUUCCGCAAUACUUUUUUUUUAUAUAAUAUGCAUUGUUCCGGAGAUGUCACUACUCCGGCGUUCCGGAAAGUGUUCCAUUCUGGAGGUGACACAACACGAAUUUUCUUUUCUUUAGCUUUAUUUCAAGUAUUUUAUGUGUUGUUUAGGUAUGAACAUGUAAAAUAUUUGAUAAAUUGUAAAUUUAACUUUUAUGGCAUUUUUGUUUAUUACCAUUUGUUUUUUAAGGUAUCAAAGGGUAUUUUGGCCCAAAAGUCUCCAGUAUUUGCAUCUAUUUUCAAAUCCGGAAUGAAAGAAGUUCAGAGAGGAGAGGUGGUGAUAGUAAACGAUGUUGAGCAUGUUGUUGUUUAUACAUCAGAACACAAAAGUUGA